AUGCAGUCAUCAUUAGACGACUUAGUCCAAUAUACACAGCUUUUUAAACCCUUGCCAACUGUUCUUCAAGGGACUGUGCUACCAUUUUUGUUAAUUUAUCCAGCUGUGUUUUAUUCAUGGAUUGCUGUGUACGGCUUUGAGGAAAAUUUCGAAGCAGGUUUUGUGUCAGUCGCAGUCGUAGCUUUUGUACAAAUUCUUAUUUGUCUCUGUUGCUACUGGAGCGUACAUAUUCAGUGUUUUCUCUCAUGUUCUUCGGUUAAGGAUCCAAUUCAAGCAGAAAUAGUUAAAGUCGUACCGACAUUAAAUAAUGGAUUCUCUGAAAUUGUCAAACUACAUCAUACAAGGUCAACCAAAAAAGGCAGUAUACAACCAGAUGUGUGGUUCAUAUUUCAAAAGAGUAAAUAUCUCUAUGAUUGGGAUAAGAAAACAUUCCGCACUAUUGAGUUUCCUACUCACAAGACCUAUGAAGAGUAUAUGGACUCUAAAGGAUAUACUGAUGAUGAUGCCAUUGAUCUUGCAGAAAAAGAGUUUGGGAAGAAUGAAAUGAUAAUGGUGGUCCCAGAAUUUAUGGAAUUAUUCAAGGAGAGAGCAACAGCACCAUUUUUCGUAUUUCAAGUUUUCUGUGUAGCACUGUGGUGUUUAGAUAAAUAUUGGUAUUACUCCAUAUUUACUCUUGUUAUGCUAGUUAUGUUUGAGUGUACCCUUGUACAACAGCAACUUAGAAACAUGGCAGAGAUAAGAAAAAUGGGCAACAAACCUUAUAAUAUCAAUGUGUAUAGAAACAGGAGGUGGCGCCAAAUAAUGAGUGAUCAGCUCUUACCAGGAGAUGUAGUGUCCCUCACAAGAUCUCUUCAUGAAAAUUUAGUACCUUGUGACAUUGUCCUUUUAAGAGGUUCAUGCAUAGUUGACGAGUCUAUGUUAACAGGUGAAAGUGUUCCACAAAUGAAAGAAGCCAUAGAAAACGAAAAGAAUUUAAAACUAAACUUAGACACUGAAGGUGAUGGUAAACUGCACUUAUUAUUUGGUGGUACUAAAAUAGUUCAACAUUCCUCCCCCACUAAGAGUGCCUCAUCAUCCCUCAAGGCUCCUGAUAAUGGAUGUAUUGGUUAUGUCAUUCGCAAUGGUUUUAACACAUCACAGGGAAAACUUUUAAGAACUAUUCUGUUUGGUGUGAAGAGAGUAACUGCUAAUAACCUUGAGACAUUUGGUUUCAUAUUGUUUUUACUCAUCUUUGCGAUUGCAGCAGCCGCUUAUGUGUGGGUCAAGGGCUGCGAAGAUCCCGAAAGGAACAGAUACAUGCUAUUUCUAGAAUGUACACUCAUAUUGACAUCUGUUGUGCCUCCAGAAUUGCCUAUAGAGUUGUCUUUAGCAGUGAACACAUCCUUAUUAUCAUUAUCUAAGUUAGCAGUAUUUUGUACAGAACCAUUCAGAAUACCCUUUGCUGGAAAGGUAGAAAUAUGUUGUUUUGAUAAGACUGGUACAUUAACAAGUGAUAAUUUAGUCGUAGAAGGUGUGGCCGGUAUAGGUGACCACACAGAUGCAGUAGUCAUUCCACUGUCGCAAGCUCCGAUGGAAACUAUACAAGUCUUAGCGUGUUGCCAUUCCCUUGUUCAAUUGGACGAUGGUGUUGUGGGGGAUCCUCUAGAGAAAGCUACUUUAAAAGCUGCAGAAUGGAAUUUGACCAAGGGAGAUGCUGUUGUGCCAAAGAAAGGAAAAUCGCCGGGCCUCAAAAUAGUUCACAGAAACCACUUUUCAAGUGCACUCAAGAGAAUGUCGGUAAUAGCAGGUUAUCAGAUCAAUGAACGAGGAUUUAUGGAAACACAUUAUAUCAGUAGCGUAAAAGGUGCACCGGAAACUGUAAAAGGCAUGCUCAAAGAAGUUCCUAGUCAUUAUGAUCAUGUAUAUUUAACAUUAUCGAGACGAGGAGCAAGAGUUCUGGCAUUAGGUUAUAGGAAUUUAGGUAAAUUAACUUCUCAAGAAAUAAGGGACAUGUCCCGCGAGGAUAUUGAAUCUGAUCUUACUUUUGUUGGUUUUGUUAUAAUUUCGUGUCCUCUGAAAAAUGAUUCUAAGAAAGCUAUAGCAGAAAUCAUUCAUGCUUCUCAUUCUGUGGUAAUGAUUACCGGUGACAAUCCGUUGACAGCGUGUCAUGUGGCCAAAGAAUUGAAGUUUACUCAGAAAUCGGAAGUGCUUAUUCUGUCGGAAAGUAGCAAUACUUGGGGAUGGAAAUCUAUAGAUGAGGAAGUAAACCUGCCCGUAAAUCCUUUUAGGACUUCAAAACAGUUGACUUCUAAAUUCGAUUUGUGCAUAACAGGUGAAGGUUUGACUUUCUUGAAUGAGAAUCACCACAAGUUUAUGUUGGAGUUGAUGCCUCAUAUCAAAGUGUUCGCAAGAUUUGCGCCAAAACAGAAAGAAUUUGUGAUAGUUACACUGAAAUCUCUUGGUUACGUGACACUCAUGUGUGGUGAUGGCACCAACGACGUUGGAGCAUUGAAACAUGCUGAUGUGGGAGUGGCGAUUUUAGCGAACGCACCCGAGCGUCCCCGGGAGAGAGUGCGGGAAGAGCGCGUCGUGGAGGAGACGACGCGGCGCGGGCCGCACGGCGCGCGCGCCGACGCACGCGCCGAGGCCGCGGCGCGCCUGCGCAAGGCCAUCAAGGAACUCGAAGACGAGGACCAGCCGCAACUCGUGAGGUUGGGAGACGCUAGUGUGGCUGCACCCUUUACCAGUCGGCUUUCCAGUAUAUUUUGCAUUUGCCACAUAAUCAAGCAAGGUCGCUGCACACUGGUGACCACACUGCAGAUGUUCAAGAUUUUGGCCCUCAACGCUUUAAUCUUGGCCUACUCUCAGUCCGUGUUGUAUUUGGAUGGUAUCAAGUUUAGUGAUACACAAGCUACGUUACAGAGUUUACUACUUGCCUCAUGUUUUUUGUUUAUAUCAAGAUCGAAGCCACUGAAACAGUUAUCAAAGCAGCGCCCUCUACCGAACAUUUUCAAUGUUUACACGAUAAUGACGGUGCUCACACAGUUCGCGGUGCAUUUCCUCUGUCUAAUAUACUUAGUGAAUGAGGCCACAUCCCGUUCACCCGGCAGGGAUACAAAGGUAAAACUGGACAUGGACUUGGCUGAGGAUGAGGAACGGGAAUUCCAACCGGACCUACUCAACAGCACAGUAUAUAUCAUCUCUAUGUCGCUGCAAAUAUCCACAUUCGCCAUCAAUUAUAGGGGAGAACCGUUUAUGGAAGGAUUAAAGGACAACAAACCUCUACUGUACAGUAUUUUGGUAUCAGGCGGCGCUGUGCUUGCGCUCGCCGCGGGAAUUUUCCCAGACCUCUCAAAUAUGUUUGAAAUCGUAUAUUUCCCACCAGACUAUCGGCUGAUAUUAGUACAAGUUUUGAUAGCAGACAUGAUGUUCGCGUAUUUAGUGGACCGCCUCUGUCUAUUCCUAUUCGGCGAGACGGGCGUCCAUAGAGUCACGUAA
This is a messenger RNA of Arctia plantaginis, 3477 nucleotides long. The record is from the annotation of a GenBank genome assembly. Lineage: Eukaryota; Metazoa; Arthropoda; Insecta; Lepidoptera; Erebidae.